AUGGAGAAGAAACGGUGCCCAAAGACGACAAAAAGCCAAUACCUGCUAUUACUAGAAUUCCUACAAGACAACAGAAUCAUAAUAACGGGCAAAACGGCCCCCCAAGAUCGACUCGAAAUCGAGCAACUGUGGAAAGAAUUCGCGAACCGCGUCAACAGCAAACCCGUCGGCCCUCCCAAAACAUGGGAACAAUGGAGACAAGUGUACACCGAUUGGAAAGCCAACACGAAGAAAAAGAGCAAACGUAUCAUGCUAAACGCCGAUAAAACGGGGCCCGAGGAGUGCCUCAACGACAUCGAGGAGGGACUACUUAGCCUAAUUACUAACAUCCAUUUCGGUGCCGAUGCGGAUGUUAUUAACGAUGUUAACGACACAACUCAAGUUAUCAUCCUCGAAGAACCGUCUGAUGUACAGAAUAUCCAGAACAGAGGUAUAAAAAGGAAAUUAAAAGAAGAAAUUUAUAAGAAUUUUCCCGUGGAAGCGGCGCUGCCUGCUGCGCCUUCCAGGGAAACCCCGAGGAACGCGAAGGAAUCCCUGGUAGGAGAAACCAGCAGGAACGUCGGGAGACUGGCGGACGCGGCCGAAAGAAUCGCCGAUUCCUUGGAAGAAAUAAAAAAUUGCAAAGACAAAAAAAAUAGAUUGUUAUAUUUCAAAAUGUUCAACACCCUCGAAGGGUACGAAGACUUUUAA
Molecule: messenger RNA, 690 nt
Organism: Phyllotreta striolata
Lineage: Eukaryota; Metazoa; Arthropoda; Insecta; Coleoptera; Chrysomelidae
Source: the annotation of a GenBank genome assembly